GUCUUCCAUGGGACAAGAGCCCCUGUUUUGACUGUUCAGCAGUACAUUGAGCGCAUUUUUAAGUACUCCAACUGCAGUCCUUCCUGUUUCGUGGUUGCAUACAUAUAUUUGGAGAGAUUCCUCAAUCUGACUCAUUGUUUACUCACCUCUCUUAAUGUUCACCGGCUUCUCAUCACUAGCAUCAUGUUGGCUGUCAAGUUUGUAGAUGAUGACUGCUACAACAAUGCUUAUUAUGCAAAAGUAGGAGGAAUAACCACAACAGAACUGAACAAGCUGGAGAUGAAAUUCUUGGCAGCCCUUGAUUUCCGACUGCACGUAAGUGUUGAGAACUUUGAUAAGUACUGCUUGCAGCUAGAGAAAGACACCAAUGAGAAAUUACAGAUUGAUCGACCUAUCCGAAUUUUUGCAUGGGGAAAGGGUUUGGUAAACAAGAACAUAUCAAAUUGUUCACCUACAGUUGGAGGAUACACUUGUAGAGCUUUCUAGGGUGUAGGGAUCCAAAUCCAAUGGACAGGCAUGAAGAGGCUGAGAUAAAUCUUCUGAAUUGUGUA
Messenger RNA from Solanum tuberosum (potato), 551 nucleotides. Its product is annotated as cyclin-P3-1-like. NCBI's taxonomy places the organism in Eukaryota, Viridiplantae, Streptophyta, Magnoliopsida, Solanales, Solanaceae. The transcript is spliced from 2 exons. The record is from RefSeq and is a predicted model, not a curated record. Gene Ontology annotation, biological process: regulation of cyclin-dependent protein serine/threonine kinase activity. The annotation marks the transcript as partial. Gene Ontology annotation, molecular function: protein kinase binding.